AUGCCAAGUGAAAAGGAAAAGAGACAGAGAAUUGAAGCAAACGAGGACGCAGGCACGAAACGCCGGAUGGACAUGGCGCAAGGGAGAAGGUCAGAGUGCAAGAGACCAGAUGUCAUUCGUUCACCUACAUGGAUGCUGAACAGUCAAAGAGGGAAUAGCUUUGAGUUUGCUACUUUUUUAGUGAGUCUUCUGCUAGGCCAAGGUUACAAUGCAUUCGUAGUUAGCGGUUACGCGUCUAGGGAGCAAACGAUGUAUGACAUGUCCAUGAAUCCUUGUCCUUACAUGCCAAAAUCUGAGGAAUUAUCAACAGUAUCUGAAACUCCAAAGGUGUCCAAGUACCAACUAAAACCACCACCUGAAUUCCGAAGUAAAUUGCUGAUGGAAAUAGAGGAGGAGGAAGUACAAAGACAGCAGGAAGAAGAGCAGCAGCAAGAAGAGAAACGUCGGAAAUUAAUUCUUGAACAGGAACGCCUUCCUCCAGACGAAUACUGGGGCUAUCGAGUACACGCGUGGGUUGUCGUGCUGCCUGAAGCAGGUGGUGCUCGCCGUCAGGAAGUCCUCGAGCCUUUUUUUAUCGAACCCUCAUCUGGGCAAUGCUACUCAGUCAACAAUCAUCAAACCAAUCUUUUGUAUCAUGGAGUAGAGAGCAUUUGGAACGAUCGCAAUUACUGGGUCAAUAUGCAAAUGUGUACUGAGGCUUGCAUUAACAUUAACUGGGACCUCACCGAUAACCGCCAUUGGGAACACUUGCUUCCAGGUGAACCUCAUACUAUGCACAGUGUUGAAGAGACCAAAGCUGAUGAAGAUUUGAACAUACAGCAAGACAAACAUUUAGAUAUGCCAAUGUCCUAUGUUGAACAAAUUGACAUUCACACUUUAGAUUACGAACGUCGAUUUCCGAAUGGUAGGAAGAUUAUGUAUUUCAAGAAAGUUAAGGUGGAGUUGUGUGCUCCCUAUAUACAAAUGGAUGGUUUGAUCGAAAAGAUUACAAUUUAUGAUGAUUAUAAAUGGCAAUUUCCUACUAGGGUGUAUGAAAAAUAUAUCAAUCGAGGAGAUAAGCUCAAAGAAUCAACUCAUUAUUUGGAUACGGGACUUGUAGUUGAUAGGUACAAUCGAGGAAGACCUGAUGCAGUAAAGGAGCAUCAAUAUAUGUCAACGGAUAAUGAUACACUAGAAGAAAAAAGAACUCUCGAGUUUUAUGAUGUCGUGCGGGGCGAUGGAUUAUCGAAAAUCGAAAUACACCCGUCGUAUCUCAUACAAUACUACGUUGGUCGAAAGGAUCUUCUUUAUUAUCGAUAUGUCGAGUUUUCAUCAGAAAAAAAAUCAAAAUCUCGUCAAGGCAUACAUUAUCGUGACGUUUCGAAAAUCAUUGAAAAAUUUAAUCGGAAUAAAAACAUUCCCGUUGAAAAAGAUAUUGCAAUCAGAGAGUUUUGCAUUAAAGACAAUAAAAUUGAACUGAUGUACCAUUAUAAGGAUUAUAAUAUAACUAGAGCUACUAGGACCUUCAUCAAACCAACUGAUAGAGGUGAUGAACUGGUAUUUGAUCCUGACAUGACUUAUGGAUACAACCCAAAUCCUGAAGCUGUUGAAGAGAAGCCAUUGGAUUUGUAUAAUUUGCUGGAACGUCAAUUGAAAGAUGAGCAACAGUCAUUAGUUUAUGUUCAAGAUGCUGAAAGAAUGGUUAAUGAAUUUUUAAAACUCAGAAAAAGCGAGUAUGGAAUUCCAAAAUUAUCUGUAUCAAUAUUUGAUAAAAAUAGAAAUGAAGAAGCGAAGGCAGAAAUGAUAGCAAAGGAAGAAGCACUGCAUGCCCAAAGUCUUCGUCAAGUUGAAGAAGAAGUGGACUAUUUGGCUCCGUAUAUAGCACGACGCGGAAAUCCUGAUAAGUUAACAAAAAGUGAAGCUCUUGAAAUAUCCCAAGAAUGUCUUGACGACUUGAAGCAGAUGUUGGUCAAUCGUGCCAAUAAGAUAUGGUGUCAACUGCAAGCAAGUCGUCGUAAAUUUGAACAAUUACAAAAUCAAUUAGAACAGGUAGACGAUUUAUCAAAGGAAGAGGAAGAGAAACUCAUUGAGGAGACGAAUAAUGUCAACUCUGAAAUGCAGACACUGGACGUUAGAUUGAAACGUCACUGUGCUCUGGCAUCAGUACGUUAUCAAUCAAUGGUUAAGAAACUGAAGGAACACUGGCGAUUGGAUUCUCUUGCUGAAUAAGUAAUAAGAUACCAUUCGAGUUCUUGAAACUGUG
Molecule: messenger RNA, 2242 nt
Organism: Chelonus insularis
Lineage: Eukaryota; Metazoa; Arthropoda; Insecta; Hymenoptera; Braconidae
Product: dynein regulatory complex subunit 7-like
Exons: 11
Coding region: 1-2208 (735 amino acids)
Biological process (GO): flagellated sperm motility
Cellular component (GO): motile cilium
Source: RefSeq, a predicted model, not a curated record